AGAACUUGGAGGUGAACGGAACCGUUGUGCGGCUGAAGAACUCGUUGUGUGUCUCCCAGCACCAGGAUGGUUUCCUUCAUCCUCUGCCUUCUCCCUGCUCUCCUAGCUACGAGUGCACAAGCGGUGAUGGUGACGUGCAAAACGUGCCCUGCUUCAGCGAACUCCUGCCCAACUGGUACAGAGACCUGCAAAAUAGACACGGCUAAUGGUGGCUGCUAUAUGGUGGCAGAGGUCAAUACACUGGAAGGGACACAGACCAAGGCCUAUGGCAGAGGCUGUUUAAAUGACAAGAAUUACCACAAAGAUGUCCGCAUCUCUUUCACUGUUGGGAAGGGCAAGUAUCUGAGGCUCAGCUCCGAAAUAUGUGGCACAGAUAACUGUAACUCGGGCACAGAAGUGCCCACGGGGAGCACCACCGAGAACGGGCUGCAGUGCCCAACCUGCUUGUCUCUGAGCUCCGAAACCUGCGAAAGCCCAAUGAUCCCUUGUACAGGGGAUGAGAACUAUUGCGUCGAUUUCACUGGGACUGUAACCAAAGGUUCAUCUUCAGAUAAAUCACCAUUUGUUGCAAAAGGCUGCUCUAUUGCGUUUAAAGAAAGUAUUAAAGAUGGGGGCACCCUGCAUACUUCAGUCUACAUAUUCACAAUCACAAAGGCGGCCUUCAAACCUGCAGAGAAAAUAACCAACGAUGGAGCCAGCCUGGCUCUGGGGAAAUUCUCCUUUGCCCUCUACCUGCCUGGCCUGACUGCACUGCUGCUGCUGAAGCUGCUCUCCUGACCCCGCCCGGCAUGGCCUACGCAGCACCUGAUUCCUGCCCAUUGCAGCCUGAGCUACGAAUCCUACAUUAAAUUCUAUUGAUUGCUUACGAAGUCCCAGUGAUCACUGGGAGGUCUGACAGGUUCUGGGCCCUAGAUCCGUCCCAGUGUUACUAAAAUUGCUGUUCAGUUGGGGACCCCGAGGGGGCCGGUCGCAGCCCUCGCACUGGAGGAACCUUCUGUGUUUGUAAUCAUUGAUCAACACAUUUAGCAGAGUCCCAAACGCUCCAGCCCAGCGCAAUGGACAGCGGUAAUACAGAAUGUCCAUCUGAACCGCCCCAUACUCGCACUGCCCCUUGCAGAACAACUGGAAAUGUUAGUCAUUGUCUUCCUCAUCACCAUCACCUUCCUCAUCAUUACCAAUGGCCAUGAUCCGGGCCCCCCCAAACGCUACAUCUCGCUCGCCUCCUGCCCACAGGCUGUGGUGCAACUUUUAUAAUAUGUUACGCUGAUGCCACUGUGCCUAAUGCCUAUUCAGUAGGGGCUUCUCCCCUCCUCCUUAUCUGUAUCUCCUCACCCUACUUAUGGGAUGUUAGGAUGUUACUGAUCUCAACUUAUUAUCAGACAUGUCAAUUCCUUGCCAUGGCCGGCUUGUGGUCAGACAUCUGCAGACAUUCCCAUCCUACAGUGUCCCAAAGCUCACGUCCCUGUGGCUGACUGGUGUCGUUAUGGACAAACCGCCCGUUUAAACACUCUGGUCCCAGUCCCCCAAAACUUAGGGGCGAUCAUUGGGCCAUAUUUCUGUGCCAGAGUUCAUAGGCCCCAAGCCUUAUCCUAACCGCUGCACUAAGCAUCUUAUGGGUGACAGGCCUGGGGGUUCCUUGCGUUACAGCUGAAUGAAAUGGCUCGAUGGGCGACAGAAUAAAGGCCCGAAUUCUCAGCUGCACCCCCUCCGCACUGCCGGGGCGAUGCAAAGGGGCCACUGCAUA
Malaclemys terrapin pileata is the source of this 1744-nucleotide messenger RNA. RefSeq names its product phospholipase A2 inhibitor and Ly6/PLAUR domain-containing protein-like. NCBI's taxonomy places the organism in Eukaryota, Metazoa, Chordata, Testudines, Emydidae. The transcript is spliced from 6 exons. The coding region runs from base 67 to 777 and encodes 236 amino acids. The record is from RefSeq and is a predicted model, not a curated record.